AUCUCUCCUCCCUCCCCCACUCUCGCCCCUCCUCCACCUCGCUGGUGUUUCCCGAGGGACUCUAUAUAUACUCCAGACCACUCUACUCCUUCCUAUUGUUCCUCUAAGGAAACUUGCAGACAGAUGUCCCGCGGCAGCACAGUGUGUGUGGGAGAGUGCAGAGAGACAGCCACGACAGAGACGAGACUCAAGACAAUAGCUGGUGCUGCUGGACAGAGACUUUUACUACUACCACUAGCCCAUUUCUUCUUCUGUGUUUUUUUGUUCGUUUUUUUUGUUGUGAUAUUUCUUUCUCCACCGCUGAGCGGUGAUCUGACGGCAUGUUGCUGGUGUUACUGCUGCUGAUGGCGAUGGACUGCUGCCUUGGCGCUCCAGCCGGGAGAGAGGUGUACAGGAUGCCUCAGAGUGCUCUGAAAGCUCUAUCGGACCGGGGUACUGUGGUUCUGGAGGCAGCGUUGACCAGUGCUCUGUCGGCUCUGGAGCUGGCAACGUCGGAGCGGAGUCAGGCCGAGGCAGUCUGUAGAGACUGUGUACCCUGUCUCUUUCAGGACUGCGGACAGCGCUCCGGACCCUGCUCCUCUCUGGACGGCACAUUGGCUGAGCCCAGCUGUGAUGUCAUUACCAAGGCUCAGAAAGUCCCGGAGGAGGGCGAGCGGAGCUGGGCACUGAGCCAGGCAUGUGGGUACUACCGGCGGCGGUGCCCGUCGGGCGAAACGGAGAAGGAGACUUGUGUGAGGAUCAUGGGCGAGAGCUGCAGUGCCCGCGUGCUCCAGUGUAGCCUCCUGAACACCAUGCAGAACCUGGAGCCUGCCACACAGACACGCACACAGGCAGUGUGUGGCCAGAGGCUGUCGGCGGUGCAGAACGUGACCCAGCCCCGCUCCCGUAUUGUGGGGGGUUCCCCGGCCCCCCCUGGCAGCUGGCCCUGGCUGGUCAACCUGCAGCUGGACGGAGGGCUGAUGUGUGGAGGGGUGCUGGUGGACAGCUCCUGGGUGGUGACCGCCGCCCACUGCUUCGCUGGCAGUCGCAGUGAUAGCUCCUGGACGGCUGUGGUGGGAGAGUUUGAUAUCACCAAGACCGACCCUGACGAGCAGGUGCUCAAGGUCAACCGCAUCAUCUCCCAUCCCAAGUUCAACCCCAAGACGUUUAACAACGACAUAGCGCUGGUGGAGCUGACGUCUCCGGCGGUCCUGUCGGACCGCGUGACCCCUGUGUGUCUGCCGUCAGGUCUGGAACCGCCUACUGGCAGCCCCUGUCUGGUGGCCGGCUGGGGCUCCCUCUACGAAGAUGGUCCUUCAGCUGACGUAGUGAUGGAGGCUAAGGUUCCUCUGCUGCCACAGAGCACCUGUAAGAGCUCCCUGGGCAAGGAGCUGGUCACCAACACCAUGCUGUGUGCCGGAUACCUCUCUGGGGGCAUCGACUCCUGCCAGGGAGAUUCUGGAGGCCCUCUGAUCUACCAGGACCGUAUGUCAGGUCGCUUCCAGCUGCACGGCAUCACGUCCUGGGGAGACGGCUGUGGGGAAAAGGGCAAACCUGGGGUCUACACACGGGUCAGCGCCUUCUCCGAUUGGAUACUCGCUGAGAUACAAAAGUCCUUUGGGAGUCGGGAGCCGACGUGUCCUGAGCUGCUGAAGACAUCGGAGCUGUCGGAGGAGCAGCAGAGGUCGGAGUUCGUCUCUCUGUGUCGCUUCUACGCCCAGACCUGCCCCCCCAGCCAGGGGGCUGCCGCCUGCAACCGCCUCGUCGAGGAGAAAUGUCGCAGCCGCUUCAAGAAGUGCCAGUUGCGUUCGUUCCUGCAGACCCUGCUGGACUUGCUCCAGAGAGCAGAGGACUAUAUCAGAGACAAGGUAGACCUGACCUUCUUCACCCAGACCCUGCCUCAACUGGUGGAGCACAUCUACAGUACAGCCUUCACCGCCAAGGAGAGGGAGAGGAGGGAGAUCCCACAGGAAACAGAACAGGUAUGGGGUGCUGUCCGGUCAGGGUCAGAGGAAACUGGUCCUGAGUUGUUCCAGAAGGUAGGCCCCCUGGUGGCUGACUGGGAGAACUACCUCAGGGGCAUCGCUGUGGAGUUGGACACACAGACACACGGACAGACAGACGGCUCCAAACCCCUGAGCCAAGAAGAGAGUCUUUUCCUCCAGGCAGAGGACCCCUCUCUGCAUCAGCUAAAGGGGAAGUACCAGACCAUCAUCUCAGCCUUACACUCCAAACUGGACUCCAGACCUGCUCCUCCAAUCCUGCACCUGAAUACAGCCCUCCUCCAGGAAAACUCUCCCAACAUUCAUGCUGUUCCCACUGAAGAGUCGCCCUCCUCAUUCCCCCUUCAGGGGUCAGAGUCGCUCACAGCCCUCAUCAGUGAAAUCCGGAAAUUUGGGACACAGAAUGAAAUGGCGACAGAAGAUGCAGAAAUUAGUGUAACAUCUUUUGAAGAGGACACAUUUUCUGAUCCAACACCAGUCAGUUCUAUAGAGACUACAGAUUGGCUUAACAGAGCUGUGACCGAGCAGACAUCCUUACAGCGCCUGUUCCCGUCUCUGUCCACCAUCGGCAGCACCAUGUCUCCCGUAGCAACGACCUUUGACUCCAGACAGACUCUACUUCCUGGUUCUCCCUCCCUCCAGCUGUCCCUCGACCACCGGAGACGCAGGAGUCUCCGCAAGAGGCAGAUCCCUGGGGUUAAAGCUUGUCCAGGAGUAGCAGAGUCCACCCAGCAAGUCAGUGGUAUCAGAGACACAUACAAGUGGAUCCUGGGCAUCCCCACCAAGAACCUCCACAUGAACUUCCAGGAGUUGCUGGUGGACCUGAGCUCUAAGAACGAUCGGGGUCUGUACGAGGCUCGGGUCAGGGCGGUGGUGGGGGGUCGACCUCUGACCUUCUACAGCCUGGUGGGUCUGGAGAAUGAGUCCUUCUACCGUAGCAUGCCGCGCAUCAUUGCGCUGGCUCUGGAUGCUCUCAAAACGUAAACGGCAUCAACUUCAACAAAAACGAACACGCGUCAAAGACUCGGUGGCUCAGCGAAGGUCGAGUCAGCUGGUGGUGGCAGAGACCAGAGAGGGGGAACGAACCCAAUGGGACCUUGAAACUGGCGACUACUCAUUCAGAUGGGAGGCGAAAGGACAGGCACUGGGCAUUCUAGGAGACCUAAACAUUAGGAAUGUAACAACUCACCAAUACACAUCAGAUCCGGUUCAAAUGUUGUAAGAUGCGAGUGCGUCAAGUUUAUUGGUGGGCGGGAGCUCAAACUGAUCCAAAUGACGCAUGCGUCGGUCAGAAAACCCAUUUUAAAAUGUUCCAAAUUGACAGUGAACUGUUUUUGACUUUAUAUAGUGUUAUUCCGGGGGGAAAACACUGAUUGAUGCGUCCUCCUUCAGUUCAGUAGCCUAUCAAACUUUUUUUCUGACGUAACUGCGUAUGAGUGUGAGAGCAACUGUGCAUACAGUGCUGGAGACGGCUGCUCGCGCCAACGAGAGGUUGUUCUAAUGGGCUAUUCGUACAUCUGCAUUCAGAUGCUUGUAAUGGCUUUCACAAUGUCAAAUCCUAGGCUUUAUUAGUUGAGUGACAACAAAUGUAAUUUGGGUCAUUUCGGGUCACUGUUACCAAAUGAGCUGUAGAAAGUUGUUUUUUUUUGUUUUUUUACUCGAGUUGUGUCGCCUACCGGAAUGGAUGCAACUCGCAUCCAACUGCAGAUUUUGGGUUUUCAAUCAUUCAGAUUUCAUUUAAUAGUUCAGGUUCACUAUAAGAAAUAGUUUUGGUAGUUUUGCUUCAAACAGUCGGUGUAUUUGGUCAUUUCAACAUGAACAGGGUAUGUUCAUUAGGGACGGAAAUACGUUUUGCCAGCUGCGCAUGGUUGCGUUCAUUCAUUGGUCGGAAUGGAGAAGCUCUCCAUAAAACUCCAAAUGGUCUAAACCAGGGGUGCCAAACUCAUUCCACGGAGGGCCUAGUAUCUGCAGGUUUUUGGUUUUUCCUUUCAAUAAAGCCCUAGACAACCAGGUGUGGGGAGUUCCUAACUAAUUAGUGAUGUUAAUUCAUCAAUCAAGUACAAGGGAGGAGCGAAAACCCGCAGACACUCGGCCCUCCUUGGAAUGAGUUUGACACCUGUGGUCUAAACCAUUCCCUUUUGAGACGGGGUAAAAUCCAAACCUGCAUUAUAUUAAUUGGCUAAAUGCCAUGCUAAUUUCUAAAGAGAAAUAUUGACAUAGUACUAGCUCGAAACAUGUUUAAUCUGCAAAAAAUGACAAGUUAAUCAGUGGGCGAUGGUGAUGUCAGAGAAAAAGUGGUGGGAGAAAAAGCAUACAUUUCCCCACUCCUAAUCUGAUAGUGGGGUGGUAGAUGCUCAGUCUGCUCACGUAUCUACACACACACACACACACACACACACACACUGAGGGCCACUCAGCUUAGAGAAGUCAUCUCAGAGAGGCCCAGCUUCCCAUCAGCAGCAGUUAUUAAUUAAAAAUUGAAAAUUAAUGUGUUCAAUGCAACAGCGAAAAAAGUGCAUUGAACCGAAUUGCAUCAAUUAGUUUCCCUAAUCAAACCAAACGUAUCGUUCCUGUAUUGUACUGGGGCCAAUGUGUCCAAAUGCGUAUCAAAUCGUCCGCGCAAAUGGGCGCAAGUGUACACGCGCACGCACACACAGUGUGUGACUCUGCUGGCAAACGCUGAAGAACAGAGACAGGAGAGUGACAUUACAAUAUGACAUCUUGUCAACCCACCUGAGAGCCUGACCUCUAUAUGUACACACAGCCCUGAAUGUAUUGGACCAUCCUGCUUAGCAACCAUUCGUGGAGAUGAGUUGUUUUUUUUUACAUUGCUGGCGUAUCGCAGUGAGACAGCCAUAGAAGUAGAUAGAGAACUCAUUUUUGUAUCUGUGCCACUAAAAUGGUGGAAGCCCACAGUGGCGAUGGCCAUGCUAAAACGGGUUAUAUCCAUGUGUCUAUCUCUAUGGACGCAACCCUUUGUAAUUUUUGAGCCUGUAUAAAUAAAUAAGUUAUUCAAAAUGUUUGUUUUUCUGCAAAAGGUUGAGCCUCUUGUGAAGCAAGCAGACUGUAGGCCCCUUCAUACUGUACAUUGGUAUAUUAUUUUUCGUUGCUAUAUUUAUUUGUAUAGAGAACUGCUUUGUAUUUUUCUAAUAAAAUAUCAAUAAAAUUGUUAUUAUUC
Messenger RNA from Salvelinus fontinalis (brook trout), 5160 nucleotides. It is a transcript of the gene prss56, whose product is annotated as serine protease 56. NCBI's taxonomy places the organism in Eukaryota, Metazoa, Chordata, Actinopteri, Salmoniformes, Salmonidae. Gene Ontology annotation, biological process: proteolysis. Gene Ontology annotation, molecular function: serine-type endopeptidase activity. The transcript is spliced from 14 exons. Bases 321 to 2966 code for a protein of 881 amino acids. The record is from RefSeq and is a predicted model, not a curated record.